CGAGAUGCUGAGCCGAACUGGGGAGGCAGUGCAAAACCCCUCGCCUUGUUGGUGGUGGUCCAUCGCAGCUUUGUGGGGUUUUUUUUCCCCCUGAGGGGCACUGUAGCAGCUGAAACCGAUUUCUCUUCAUCUGCAAACACACACACACACGCACACCAUACUCCCUGUCUGAUUCACCCUGAACCCCCCAUCUGCAUCUGCUCCCCAUCGCUGUGGGAGCCUGUCCGGCUGAGAUUCUGCACCCCAUUCCCCGAGUUUGGAACAGCUUGCGGGGAGGUCAGGAAUAAAUCGGGAUUAAGUUGUUUUGGUGGAUUCCUUCCUCGUCAGUUCCGGCUGUUUGUCCUUUCUGUGUGUGUGUGUGUGUGUGUUCACCAUUGGGAGCGGUGGGUCAGGUGUAGCCUCUAUCUGUGUGUGUGUGUGUCUGAGAGACAGAGGGGAUAUUGGAAACGCAGGGACAGGACUGUCGCUGAUGUAGUGAGACUGGAACAGCCUCCAGCCCCUUCCCCCUCCGAGCAGAGGGAGAGCCAGGAAGGCAGCGUGUCCUGAAUGCAGUAUUCGCCCGGCUGAACCCCUCCUCCUGAUGCCAGUGCAACCCAGGAGUGAUCGCACCAGCUCUAAAGGAGAUGUUCUAACUGCAUGUCGAUUCACAGCCGGCGGGGUUGUCGAGGACGCCUGAUCCACCCCUUCUAGAGCGGAUAGGCCUCUCCCUCCCUCACAUCAGGACAUAUCUCUGUCUCCCUGUAUUCCAGCCACCUCCCCCAAACCCCCCCUCACUCUCUCCCGGUGGACCCUGUACGACCGGCGUCUGCGCCGAAGUUCGUGCCGUAGUCUCCAGAGCUGACUUUGUGAUGGCUUCGCUGUAUCAGAGGAUCACGGGGCAGAUCAACACCUCCAGAUCUUACCCAGCUCCCGCCGAGGCCAGUCACCUUCUCGGUGGCCAGUGCAAUGAUGAAGACAACGGAGGGAAAACUGCACGGUCCCUGGAAGACAACCGAGCCCGGUACCAUUACCAGCACAGAGCUGACUGUGAGGACGAUGAUGAGCUGGUGGGGAGUAACCCUCCUCAGAGAAACUGGAAAGGAAUUGCAAUCGCACUUCUGGUCAUCCUGGUUAUCUGCUCACUGAUUGUUACUUCGGUUAUCCUUCUUACUGAACCUGAGGAUAACAGCCUGGCGUCACUGGCAAAGGUGCGAAUUGAUGAUCUCUUCAGCGAAGAAUUCCAGAUUCAUGACGUGGAGGCCAAGUGGAUUAGCGAUACUGAACUGCUGUAUCGCACCUCGGAUGGCAAUCUGGAGAGACGGAAUAUCGAAACCAUGGAAAAGACCCUUCUGAUGACGGACCGGAAAUUUGAAGAAUUUAAAGUCAGCAGAUAUGAAGUAUCACCUGAUAUGAAGUAUGUGCUACUUGCGUACAACGUAAAAAAGACUCAUCGGCAUUCUUUUACAGCCUACUACACCCUGUGUAAUUUAGAGACUUGGGAGCACCUCACCUUGAAUCCACCCGAGGUUAGGGAUGCGGAACUGCUGUAUGCAGGCUGGGGAGUCAAAGGCCAACAGCUGAUUUUCAUUUUUGAGAACAACAUCUUCUACCAAUUGAAAGUUAGUAGCCGUGCUAUACGUCUGGUAGCGACUGGGAAGGAGGGGGUCAUUUUCAAUGGCCUGAGUGAUUGGCUCUAUGAAGAAGAACUUCUGAAAACCAAUAUUGCUCACUGGUGGUCCCCGGAUGGAGCCAGGUUGGCCUAUGCUACAAUUAAUGACACAAAGGUCCACACAAUGGAAAUCCCGAUGUAUCUUAGCUCCUUGUAUCCCACUGGGAAGACAUAUCCUUAUCCAAAGGCUGGCCAAGAAAAUCCGACAAUCUCACUAUUUGUGGUGAACUUGAAUGGACCAACUCAUACUCGCGAGAUGAUCCCUCCCGAAGACACCAGAAUGAAGGAAUACUAUAUUACCAUGGUGACAUGGGCAAGCAGCACUAAGCUCGCAGUGAACUGGCUGAACAGAGCCCAGAAUGUUUCUAUUCUCACUUUAUGUGAGGCCACGACUGGCAUUUGCACUAAGAAACACGAGGAUGAAAGUGAAAGCUGGCUCUCCAGGCAGAACGAGGCUCCUUUAUUUUCCAAAGACGGAAAGAAGUUUUUUUUCAUCCGCCCACUCCCACAGGGAGGCCGAGGGAAGUUCCACCACAUUGCCAUGUCAUCUGCUCAGGUUAACAAUAGUAAUGAUAAUUUACAGUCCAUCACCUCUGGUAACUGGGAUGUGACACAGAUUUUGUCAUAUGAUGAAGUGCAUCAAAAGAUUUACUUUCUAAGCACAGAAGACUCCCCUUUGCGCCGACAAUUGUACAGUGCAGAGACCAAUGGAACCUUUAACCGACGCUGCCUGUCAUGUGAUCUAAUCCCGAAUUGCACUUACUUCAGUGCGUCGUUCAGCCACAACAUGCGUUACUUCUUGUUGAAUUGUAAAGGUCCAAGAGUCCCAAGGGUCACAGUUCACAGUACCAGUGAUCGUCACAAAGUUUUUGAGUUGGAGCUGAAUGAGAAGGUACAAAAUGCUACAGAGAGAAUGCAAAUGCCCAAAGUAGAAUUCCAGGAUGUUCAGAUAAAGGAUUAUUCACUGAAAAUGCAAAUUAUGAAGCCAUUAGCAUUCUCAAAUAAGUCCCGGUACCCUUUGUUACUUAUCGUUGGUGAUAGUCCUGGUAGCCAGAUUGUCACGGAGCAAUUCCAAGUAGAUUGGACAACUGUACUGGUGAGUUCAUUCGACACCAUUGUGGUAAAGUUCGACGGACGUGGCAGUGGCUUCCAAGGCACUAAAUUGCUGUACGAAAUAAAGAGAAACCUGGGCAUAGUGGAAGUAAAGGAUCAAAUAGAUGCUCUAAAGAGCCUUUUGAAGGAAGAUUACAUUGACCCGAACAGAGUUGGUGUUUUUGGGGAGGCUUAUGGUGGUUAUCUGAGUUUGAUGCUGCUUACCACGGAGAAAGAAUUUGAUACAAAAAAUGCCCUAUUCAAGUGUGGAAUAGCACUUUCUCCAAUCACAGACUUUAAACUCUACGCCUCUGCAUUCACUGAGCGCUAUUUUGGUACACUCAGCAGAGCUGACAGAGGGUAUGGGAUGUCGGAAUUAGAAUAUCGAGUGACCCGACUCCAAGAGGAAGAAUUGCUGCUAAUCCAUGGAACUGCAGAUGAAACUGUCCAUUUCCAACAUACAGCAGAUCUUAUAACCCACUUAAUCAGUGCAAAGGCUAACUAUUCAUUGCAGAUAUAUCCUGAUGAAGGCCAUUACAUGGAGAAACCCACAGUCUGGCUGCACCUACACAAAACCAUUAUCAGGUUCUUCGAGAAGUGCUUUAGGUGCCCAAACAAGAACACAGAGACAUCGAAAGUGGGGGACGAAGAGGAUGACUAGAUCGUUUUUGAGCGGCUUGCCAAGCACAAACAUCUCUUUUAUAAAACACAACUGAUUUUGUUUUCCAGAACAGUGUUAUGUUUAGCAUGUUACAAAGACUGAGAGCAGUAACUGCCUGCUUCACUGACAUCACUGCGGUCUCAUCAGAAGAACUUCCAGCAUGAAAUUAACAAUCAGAGUGGUUGACUGUUCCAGUGUAACUGACGUUCCCACCCCUCCCCACCCCUCCGCCUCUUUCCCCCCAACCCCUCCCUCUCCUACCCAUUUUCCUCCCCCUUCCUGGAAACCUAAAGUGUCAACCUUUGUAAUUUCUCACAUGCCAAGGGGGAGCAUGAAAGAAUACACUUAAUGGAAGAUGGAGGAAAGCGCCGUUAGGUUCAGAGGUCGAGUAGAUCAAGAGGGCCCAACAUGCUCUGCAAACGCCUUGUCAGGGUCACUCUAGAUAUGGAGAAGAACAGUAAAACCACCCCCCCUUCCCCCUAACCCCGGUAUAUCAGCGAAUGUUUCAUGGCGUGAGGUGGAAAUCUAACUGCACAAGCAGCAGUUUCAGAGCACAACCUGUAAGACAAGAAAAUCCUUUCACUUGAAGUGGAGCCUCCAUUAUUUGUAUUUCAAUUAUCCUCCUGCACCCAUCCCACACCCCCUCCUCUCUAUUUGGAUUUUCAUGGAACAAAUCUGCAGGUGGGAUAUAGCCUCCUCGCUGUAUAUGCCCCUCCUCCCUGAUUAUGUCAACCACAUACCCCAAGAAUGAUUAACAUUCACUAUAUUUUGUAUAUAUAGCUCUUGCCUCCAUUCCCACCUCUAAGGUAUUGUCAGGACCUUGGUGAUUUGCAAUUACCUCUGUCCAUAAGGCAGUUCCAUUGCUAUCAUGGCAGAUGUUUAAGGUUUUGCUUGUAAUUCCGCAGUUUGAAGCCAUUUGGUUUUACUCAACGUGGGGCUGCAUUGUCCAAAUACACUCAGCUGCCAUUCCUUUGUUGUGUGAAUGUAAAGUUUUUUCUUUUCUUCUCUUCUGAAUGUGUGCACAAAGUUCCACAUUCAUCUCCAGUUCACCCCAUUCCAGCAGGAACAUUGAAAGCCAGCUGUGAAGUUCAGAGUUCCUUUGCUGUUACUUUAAUGAAUGUAUAUCCUUGAUGCUGACAAUAAUGUUGCAGGUUUCCAAAUGCCUUUCUUCUUUGUAUGUUGUGUGACAGUCUUAUAACAUUCAUCCGUGCAUGGCAACACACCUCACCAUCUCCGGAAUGAUUGCAAAGUGCUUGCUUUCGGUGUACAGUUGCAAUGUUGCUCUUAUUUAGCAAUGUGAACUUUUAUUUUCAUGUAUCCCUGUUUUCUUUGCUCUAUAGCUAUCAUACAUCAACAGAGUUGCCUUCUCCAUCUCCAUCACAUUUCUCAUUGAAUUAGGUUGGUGUUCGGUAAUAUACCUUUAACGGUCUGUAUGCAAUAAUUACAUUGCAAGUUCAAGUCACUCAUUGAUUUGAUCUCUGCACCCCAGAGAAACUGUAUCCAUCGUCUAAUUUGCCCCAGUUAAUCUUGUUAUUUUGCAAUACAACUUUAUGCUUAGCCAUCAUAAGUGACAAGGAUAGAUGGACAACAAUAAUCAAGUCAUUAAGGUUUUGUAUAUGUUCUUAAAUAAAAUGGCAAAAAAAGCAUCCUAACAUAUUUUACGUCCAAGUUACUGUUGGAGCUCACGUACUGAAUAUUGUUGUGAUUUGUGAAAAAUAUUAUUGGUUAUAUUUUUUAAUUAUUCUGAAAAUAAAUGAGGGUGGAGAGGGGGUGAAAAAUAUUGUCAUUUGUGGAACAAAAGAAAAGGUUGAUGUAGCGCUCAGACGAUCAACAAUGUGGACAAUUCCUCAUGAAAUCAUCUCCGAUUUAUGGGUUUUUGUGUUCUGACUACAGGUUUAGUAAAUGGCUCAUUUUGCAAUGUAACCCUCCCACCUAGGAAUCUCAAUGUCUCCCCUUUGCUUAGGCUCCUUUGAUUUCAGAACCAUGAGGAUACCAGUUGUAACAUUAGACUAGACAACCAAGGGCUGGAUUUUCUUGCUGGAGUUCAGACCUCAACACCAGGCCUGUACUGGGGGUUUUCAAGCCCAUUGCUUCCUAGCGGCCUCCUAACCGACUACUUCAAUGCUUGACGUCUUAUUAGAGAAGAGGAGUGAACGCUCAAGACUCCAGGUGCAAUCAAAGGGCCCACAGUAAAGUCAGGCUGGCAGAGGUGGCAGCUACCAUGGAGCACUCUUGGCUGCCUACAUAUAUUUAAUGGAACCAUGAUGCCCACAGCCAGCAGGAACUUUAAGGUGGAUGGCAAACCCCUUUUUACGGGAUAAUGAAAGAUGGUGGAAAGCUUUCGACCUCCCGUAGUCCUUGUCAUUUGGCCUUGGAACCUCUGGCGCUGGUGGCUGCUGUUGGGAAGCUGCUUCACAUGGGCAUUUACCACCUUGGUAAAGGGAGGAAGGUGGUGAGGAGUGAUCUGAUUUAGACUGCCAUUUUCUUUGCCCCACAACCCCCGUCUCCAAGGUUGGGAAAACCUAGCCCUUGUGUCCUUAUCCUCAUUCUGAAAAGCACCCUCAUAGCAUCAGUCUAUUGCUUAAAUCACUCCUGAUCUUGGUCAUCUUGCCCAAGAGUCCUUCACAACACAGACUGUGUGAAGGAACCCAUAUGAAUGAUGACAGUUAAUCCGGUUUUUUGGAGUAAUUACAUCCAAUAUCCUUUUAGACCUUUAAACAUUUGCACUUUCAUACUGGUUCAUCUAA
Messenger RNA from Chiloscyllium plagiosum (whitespotted bambooshark), 6148 nucleotides. RefSeq names its product dipeptidyl-peptidase 6a (gene dpp6a). Gene Ontology annotation, cellular component: plasma membrane; voltage-gated potassium channel complex. NCBI's taxonomy places the organism in Eukaryota, Metazoa, Chordata, Chondrichthyes, Orectolobiformes, Hemiscylliidae. The record is from RefSeq and is a predicted model, not a curated record. Gene Ontology annotation, biological process: regulation of potassium ion transmembrane transport; proteolysis. Gene Ontology annotation, molecular function: potassium channel regulator activity; serine-type peptidase activity.